This is a messenger RNA of Babjeviella inositovora NRRL Y-12698, 1002 nucleotides long. It is a transcript of the gene PPG1, whose product is annotated as putative serine/threonine-protein kinase. Gene Ontology annotation, cellular component: FAR/SIP/STRIPAK complex. Gene Ontology annotation, molecular function: protein serine/threonine phosphatase activity. Gene Ontology annotation, biological process: peptidyl-serine dephosphorylation. Lineage: Eukaryota; Fungi; Ascomycota; Pichiomycetes; Serinales. The coding region runs from base 37 to 1002 and encodes 321 amino acids. The record is from RefSeq and is a predicted model, not a curated record. The transcript has 2 exons.
GCGCCUUAUAUACCUUCUCAUUCCUUUACACACACCAUGGGCACGUCCUUCAUAUCCAACGGCGAGCUAGAUCGGUGCCUCGAGCGCUUGUACCGCAAGGAGUUGCUCCCGGAAGUGACAGUGCAGGCACUCUGCGCAAAGCUUAAGGAGCUCUUGAUCCGUGAGAGUAACGUGGUGUAUAUUCUGACGCCGGUGACGGUGGUGGGCGACAUUCACGGACAGUUCUAUGACUUAAUCGAAAUCUUCCGCAUCGGCGGCUACGCGCCUGACACAAACUACCUCUUCCUAGGGGACUAUGUGGACCGAGGAAUGUUCUCGGUCGAGACGAUCACACUCCUCAUUUGCCUCAAGAUCCGCUACCCCGAGCGGAUCAACCUCGUUCGCGGCAACCACGAGUCGCGUCAGGUCACGCAAAACUACGGCUUCUACUCCGAGUGUUUGAAGAAGUACGGCUCCACCAAGACCUGGUCCUAUUUCACGGAUGUGUUUGAUUAUCUUACACUCUCAGUCGUUAUCGAUGAUGCCAUUUUUUGCGUGCACGGAGGCCUCUCGCCGAACGUGCACACCAUCGACCAGAUCAAGGUCAUCGAUCGCUUCAAGGAGAUCCCACACGAGGGUAUCAUGGCAGAUUUGGUAUGGUCGGACCCCGAUGAUGAGCGGCCCGACUUCAGCCUCAGCCCUCGCGGUGCUGGGUACACCUUCGGCGUAGAUGUGGUGAAGAAGUUCUUAGCAAUAAAUGGCUGCGACAGGAUUCUCCGUGCGCAUCAGUUGUGUAACGAGGGCUUCCAGAACUACUUCAAGGGUCUCGUCACGACUGUUUGGUCUGCCCCCAACUACUGCUACCGCUGUGGUAACAAAGCCUCCGUGCUCGAGUUGUACGACCGGUACAACCAGCAUUUUAACGUAUUCGAUGCGGCGCCGGAGAACGAGCAAGAGCUUGCCAAGAUGCUCGAUGAUACUGGCGAGUACACCCGGUCCGCCCCUGUCGAAUAUUUUUUGUAA